Messenger RNA from Pelagomonas calceolata, 894 nucleotides. The record is from the annotation of a GenBank genome assembly. NCBI's taxonomy places the organism in Eukaryota, Pelagophyceae, Pelagomonadales, Pelagomonadaceae.
AGCAAGCGGCGUUUUGCUCCAUAGCGCAUUGCAGACACUUUCGCGCGCUGUCCGCGCGUGCCAGUGAUCGCACGAAUCGUUUAAAAGGCGCUGGAGCAUCGCUUCGGAUACCUGUCGCGUGACAGCCAGACAGCCAGCCAGGGCCUCACGCAGCGGCAAAAGCGCCAAACCGCAGCGCACGCCCGCCGCCGCGGCGCAUCGCUCGCGCAGAUUCACGAGGACGUCUCUGGCAGCGGUCAUCGCCGUGAACGCACAUAUAACUGCGCAAAAAUGGACGACUCGAGCGACGACGGCGCCGCCGUCCUCGCGCACGCGACGCCCGGGCGACGCCACAGCUGGGCGAGCGUGCACACGCCCAUCGACUGGUCGAGCGCCGCGUCGCUGCGCGCGGAGCUGGCCCGCGUCGACGCGAGGAGGGCCACUUUACUCAAUGCGCUCGCGGCGCUCGAGGACGGCGUCGAGGCGCUCCAGAACUCGUCGUCGGACGAGGAGUCCUGCUGCGACCUGACGCAGGCGACCGCGGAGGGCGGCGAUCGCACGCCGCCGCCUCCAUCCGAGUCGUCCGACGAGGACCUCGUCGACCUGACCCAGUCCCGGGUCCGGGCGCGCGACGCGCCGACGCCGGCGCGCGACGGGGCCAGCUCCUCGUCCGACGACGACGACGGGAAUCGUGAGGCGGACGUGCGCGUGGCGAUCGCGCAAAGAAUCAAGGCGUCGCCGGAGCUCUACGAGCCCAUUUUAUUGAGGAAGAAGGUCGACGUCAACGCCAUUGCUUCCGUUUGUGGGGCGGACGCGAAGACGGUGAAGGCCUAUUUAGAUGAUGAGGGCGUGCCGAACGUCCGGCGCAGGGCGGCGCCGAAGCGGACGCGCGUGCGGUCGCCGCAGACCUCGUGA